Messenger RNA from Linum tenue, 2186 nucleotides. The record is from the annotation of a GenBank genome assembly. NCBI's taxonomy places the organism in Eukaryota, Viridiplantae, Streptophyta, Magnoliopsida, Malpighiales, Linaceae.
AUGCUCCCCAACAGAUCGCCUGAUCAACUCAAGAGUGUUCGAGUUGUCAUGGUGAAUGAUAAAACGAGGAUGAGGGUUUCGCUGAGGUACCCAAGCAUUUACUCUAUCCGAGCGUACUUGAACGACGGGACUGGGUGUUCUGGGCCAGAAGUAAAGCACAUUCCCAUGCUGGACGAGAAAUGUAUAAUCGGAGCGGAAGUUGCAGGGGAGGCUCUUUAUCGGCGAAUUCUACCUGACGAGGUAGCGAAGAAAAAACGGGACUGGAAUUUCUGGGUAGUUCCUUCUGUUGCAUCCCAGAACUUCUCGAAUCUCCGCCUAAAUGGUUCCUCAUCUACAAAAUGCGAUGGUGGUAAGGCUUUACUCUUGUCGGAGCUCAAGACUACCGGGAUAGUCAACUGGGGUCAACGCCGGAAAGUUAGGUUCAUGGGCAGGCAUGUGGAGGAUAAGGAAGAACCAUCUGAUUGGAUAGGGGGAGAUGAUAAGGAAGACGGAAGUGAGGAGGAAGAAGAACAGAGUGAUCCGGCGAUUGGUGAAGAGCUGAGGAAGCGGGCAAAACAGGGAAAGAACAAGAAUCAGAUUGUUGCUUAUAGGCAGAAGAUCAAUAAGAAGAAGAAGAAGAAGAAGAAGAAGGUGGUGAAAAAUACAAUUGACAGAUGGUCCGCUGAAAGGUAUCAACUAGCUGAGGUGAACAUGUUGAAGAUAAUGAAAGAGGAGAAGGCAGGGUUUGGCAACCGAAUGUUAAGGCCAGUAUUGAGAGCAAAAGCUAGGAGGCUGAUUGGAGAUACUGGUCUGUUGGAUCAUCUGCUGAAGCAUAUGGCAGGGAAGGUGGCGCCAGGCGGUGAAGAAAGGUUCAGGAGGCGGCACAACGCAGAAGGUUCAAUGGAGUAUUGGCUGGAGAAGGCCAAUCUGCUAGACUUAAGGAGGGAGGCUGGAGUGCAAGAUCCAUACUGGAUUCCACCACCUGGUUGGAAGCCUGGUGAUAACCCCUCUCAGGACCCUGUAUGCGCCAUCCAGAUCAAGAAACUAACUGAGCAAGUUGAGAAACUGAAAAGGGACAUGGAAGACCUGGCUUCCAAGAAACAGGAGGAAGAACUAGCCAUUGUAGCCACGCCAAUUUCUUCAGUUACCACUUUAAGCAGGGAACAGGAGAACUUACUUAUUCCGCUCAAGGAGCUGUUCAUCGAUCUGUCCAAUAAGAAGGCUAAAAUUGAGGAACAACUGACAGAAAUUUCUGAGUCCUUACAUGUCAUGGAGGAAGCAAUGGCCACAAGAAAGAGAGCAGAAGAGAAAGAACUGGAACAACAGCAGCAGCUAGAAGAAGAAGGAGCAACACAGCUCAUAAUCACACAAUCAGAGGAACAACGUUGGGAGGAAGGAAACCAUAGUCAAAACUCAACUACACUGACUCCAAUGGAAGACCGAGCAGCCAAAAUAAAAAGGCUGAGAUCAAGUGGGUUCAGGAUAUGCAAGCCCGGGGUAACUUUCCUGUGGCCGGACAUGGCUGCAGCCUCCUCUCCUCCAGUCCAACUCGAUGGCUUACUUGCUAGAACUCCUUCUUCUGUCUCUUCCUUGUCCUCCUCCAUAACCACACUCGCCCCUGCCGACUCACAGCAUUCUCCUUCCCCAGUGACGAGGCCAGUAGCAGAAAGAAGAGGCUCCGUCGCAAUAACUCUAACCACACCAACUUCUUCCUCUGCAGUUCCCUCUAUCCUCUGCCGGCAGGGGAGAAACAGCAGCACUACUCCUAGAACUCCUUUGAUCAACCUCAACGAAGUUCCCCUAACCCAAAACAAGAAUCUGAUUCAAGUUUCCCCCGGUCCAGUCACCUAUCAGAGAAGAAACCAUCAGCAGAGUUUCAGUGCUGGAAAUAUGGCAGCUUCAUCAUGCCUUCCGCUGGGAGUACAGACAUGGCUGGCUAUUGGUGGUGGUAAUCCGGCAUCAGAUAAGGAAUGCAAGCGAGGCUAAGUUAGAAGUUUUAUGAUAGUUAAUUAGUUAUACACAUAUAUUAGAACACAAGGGAGAGGGGGUCCCACUUGUGCAGAGUUGAGUUUCUUAGGUAAGGCGAAGAGUUUUUCUGAUCCGAGUAUAAGCAGGCCAAAACUUUACCAUUAGAGCUAAUAAUUAUAUUAUAAGCUGUGAUUACGAACCAUUCAUUUCUGUGUUAAGUGGGUUUUCAUUCUGCUAUC